AUGAAGUCAAAGCUGAUUCCUGGAGGAGGUGAAAGACAAUUCAAGACUGGCAGCUCAGACCAUGGAGCCAAGGCCAGCCGCCACUCACAGCAGGAGCAGCAGCGCCACCUGCAGGCCUACCUGAGCCUGCGUCGCCUCAGAGCGGCUGUGUGUCGCCGCUACGCUGCUCUGCUGGAGGGAAAAGUCUUUUCUCAGAGGCUCCAGCAGAGAAACGAGUCCGCCAGGGCAAAGUCAGGAAGUCAGCCCGAGCAGAAACAAAAGAAGCUGGUCUUCUCUAAGCUGCAGCACAGUGACUCACACAUGAAGUCCCUCCCUAAAACAAGCCAUUACCUGAUUUUCGCCCUGCAGAAGCAGUUAGCUAAGUCUGGACAUCUGAAAUGCCACCGAGACUUGGAAGACUUUUACGGACGCAUCAAGUAUAACAGUCACCCGUCCCAGCUGCAGAAGAGUCUGCAGGACGUCAGGAGAAAGAAGGGCGCAAGGACCACAGCUCCCGCUCCAGGUUAUUUAAGCAGGGGUCUGGUUCAGGGCAGGGAGCGGUGGAGCCGAUCGCCGACGGCAGCCAGAAGAAGGAUGAAACUGAGCAAAUGUUUCUCAAGAUGGAAAGUCUCACGUUUGCCACUCUGCAGCCAGAUUUCAUGAGAAACUUCCAGAGCGAGCUCCC
Salarias fasciatus (jewelled blenny) is the source of this 664-nucleotide messenger RNA. RefSeq lists its product as uncharacterized. The record is from RefSeq and is a predicted model, not a curated record. The coding region runs from base 1 to 642 and encodes 213 amino acids. The transcript is spliced from 7 exons. NCBI's taxonomy places the organism in Eukaryota, Metazoa, Chordata, Actinopteri, Blenniiformes, Blenniidae.